Aspergillus versicolor CBS 583.65 is the source of this 1825-nucleotide messenger RNA. Its product is annotated as Zn(II)2Cys6 transcription factor domain-containing protein. The transcript has 4 exons. Gene Ontology annotation, molecular function: DNA-binding transcription factor activity, RNA polymerase II-specific; zinc ion binding. Gene Ontology annotation, biological process: regulation of DNA-templated transcription. The coding region runs from base 160 to 1629 and encodes 489 amino acids. The record is from RefSeq and is a predicted model, not a curated record. NCBI's taxonomy places the organism in Eukaryota, Fungi, Ascomycota, Eurotiomycetes, Eurotiales, Aspergillaceae.
GUCUUCCUCUCGACACAGAUAGCGGGGUAUCGCGUGACUCCUCGAAGAACUACACCCAGCCCAUGGAAGGAACACUGAGAUCAAACGUGAAUCAGGGAUGACUGACGUCCAUCCUCUUAUUGGUCAAGACGCGAGCAGAGGAUCUAUCUGGUAGCGAGAAUGGGCGGAGCGCCCUACCAAUCUCGAGGCUGCGCCAACUGCAGGAGGCGUAAGGUCAAAUGCGACCUUGGUAAGCCAGAGUGCGCCCGUUGCAUAAAGAAGGGUGCUCCUUGCCUUGGUUAUAUUGAAAAUCGGAAUAUCCUCCACCACAGUCUAGUUACACGACGCACACCAUUCGGCAAUGCAAUCCGGCCAGCUCCCUGCCUUGUUGAUAAAUUCAAUCAUCUUCCACGUCUUAACGUGGUGAAUGGAAAUGUAGAAGUCCGAACGCAGAUUUUCUCCGGAUUCAUGAACGAGCUCUUCCCCCACAAUACCCUUUCAGAUUGCAAGGAUGAUAAUUGGUAUCUUUUGAUGUCUCACUUCCCAAGCAUGGCCAGGGAGUCAGAGUUAGUUGAUCGCUCAGUCAUUGCACUAGCAGCCACAUUCUUAGCCAAUAAGCGGGGCGAUAGUCAGUUAAUACACCAUGCUGUCGAAAUCUACAACAGUGCCAUUAAUGGACUGGCACGCAUGUUACAACGGGGUUGCCAGCCAAAUCUUGAGAUGUUCUAUUCAAUGACUGUUUUUCAUACAUAUGAGUUGAUGCAAACAAACGUUGAAGCGUUGCAAAAUUGUCUAACUCAUAUCCAAGGGGCAACAGCGAUCUCGAAACAUCUGGACUACACUAUUCACGAAGAAAAGCCUUUUGUCCGAGCCAUGUUAACCCGACAGAAGUGGGCGACGACCUUUUUUGCCCUGAAUACGAAAUAUGCAUCACAAGUUCACUGUGACUGCCUUGUGAAUGGGACAGAGAAUAGUCCCCUGGACCAACUGUUCGGGAUUGUGGCAGAAUGCGCAACCCUCCAAAGAUCGCUUGAUCAGAUCAAAGAGCAAAAGUCUUUAGAUCUGCCGUUAUCAUGCGCGGCAUUACUGAGCGACUGUCAAAAGAUUGAAGGCAAGCUGCAGAAGAACUGGAUGACCGAAUACGCACCCAGGCUCGAUGGUGGGCCUAUUUCCGACUGGAGUCAACCAAAACACGAUCCUCGAACGUUACCUUCGCGCAGUUUUCUUGAGCCGUACGGGUUUCCAUCCCUAGCAACUGGCAAAACUUAUAUUUUAUACUGGGUGAUAUUAUUAGUGGUACGGCGCAUACUAUAUCAGACGGAAAAUCUGCUGGACAAAGCUCCGAGCCUUAAACCUAUGCUACUUUGUGCAGAUCAGAUUUGCCGCUGCGUAGCUUAUUGCAUGCAGCCUCGAAACCGCAUUUCCGCCGCACAAGUAGUCUUAUUUGGGAUAUCGCAGGCGUCACAAUGCUACAUCGACUGUGCAGACAGAGAAAAGUUUGUAUGGUGCCAGGAGAUUUAUCCAUUGGUCAGCACCUCGGGUUUCACAGUAGUUCAGCGAUUGAAUCAGGAACAGUGCAAUUACUGGAAUGCGGUUCAGAGCGAAGUUGUAACCAAGGCACCAAUGUCGGCAGAAAAUCAUUUGACAUAAUCCUCGUGAAAAUAGUGUUGACCUUUGCUUAAAUCGCAAGAUUCUUACUCUUUUCCUCUUGUUUCUUUUGUGUGUGUGUGCGUGUAUUUUUUUAGAUACAAGCAGGCCAGAAACCUGGUAUAUAUAUAUAUAUAAGCACGCAUACUUUACAAGCUCCUGUUUUCAUCCCAGUGACUAAAUUAUUCAAUAAAAUUCC